UGAGUCACUGCAACCUCUGCCUCCUGGGUUUAAGCAGAUUCCCCUGCCUCCAGAGUAGCUGGGGCUAUAGGCUCUCGCCACUAUGCCCAGUUAAUUCUUUGUAUUUUAGUAGAGACAGGGUUUCACCAUAUUGGCCAGGAUGGUCUCAAUCUCCUGACCUCAUGAUCCACCUGGCUCAGCCUCCCAAAGUGCUGGGAUUUCAAGUGUGGGCCACCGAACCCAGCCUGUAAGUCUACAUUUCUACUAGUGUAAAGUCCAAAUGCUUUGGCAUAGCUUACAAAAUAUUUGGUCAUCUUUCCAAUUUCAACUCUUACCAUUUCUCUCCUCUUGCUCUAUGUCUUAGCCAUAUUGACCUUAUUAUAGUUCCUCCAAAUACUUCUUAUUUGGAUCUACACAAUCAUGUUUUUAGUUUGCCUUAACAAUUUUACUCCAUACCCAAUUUUUGUUUAAAGUAUUCCUACUAAUUUUUAAUGUAUCCAUUUAGAAUGUGCUUUCUCCAGAAAAGUUUGUCCUGUAUUUCCAAAUUCUGGUUAGAUGAGCAUCAUCGAUGCCCUUGUAGUAGCAUAAACUUUCUUUAUCAUGACAUUCAUUGUGCUCUAUUUAAAAUAUGUGGUCAUUUUUCUGUCUCCCUCUUGCAUGGCAGGAAUUAGGUCUGUCUGUUUACCAUUCUAUCCCUAACACUUAUGACCAUUCCUUGCAUCAAGUAUAUUAUCAAUAAAUAUCUGUUAAACCAAUUAAUUAAUACAUAGAUAAACAUAUUUAGAAUUGUGCCUCUGGAAAGCCUGCGUCUGCAAAUGAUGAAAUUCAGUUUCACAACUAAACUGAGGUCCAAUUUGUUCACAUUUUUUAAAAUGUUGAACUGGACUUGCUUUUAGGUUAAAAACUAGAAAUGUUUUACUUGGCUCACUACUUUUGAGCAUUUAUUUUCUACUCUUGCCAGCUAAGUCUCCUACUGAGUAUCCAUAAAUAAAUGAUACCAGUUACCCAGCUCAAAAUGUCUAACCUCUUCAAAGCAACUAUUUCCAUAUACCAGGUUCACUUUCAAGUACACAAAGACAUUCUUCUUUUCUAAGGGUAGUUGUUGAGCAAGCUAAGAUCUCUAAUUCCCAUUUUCAAUUUUCCUAUAAAAUCUCUUGCUUACUAAGCCAAUUACAUGUAAGAGUAUUCUUCACUACCUUCAGUUGUUUAAUAUAUUGUCUUCUCAGACAGAUCAUAACUCGUUUGAGGCAGGGUCUACAUCUUAAAUAUGCUUCUUCUAUCUAUCAUGGCUGUAGCAGAUUGUGGCUGAUGAUGGAUAGGUAGGUAAUAGCAUCACAUAUCACAAAAAUGCAACUCGGAAAAUAGGCAUAUAGAAGGAGAAUAUAAUUUAAAUUUAUCAACAAGCACACAAGAAAAAGUAAUAUUUUGUAUGAAACUUACUUGACUUUAUCUAAAACCUGAAAAUCUGCAGAGUCGCAUGGUGGCGCUGCAGGAUAAGAUGGUGAAAUUUUUGUAACACGGCGGAUGCGCUGUUUUCCCUUACCCUUGGGAAAGCACUGGAAAACCAGGAGAAAAGAGGCUUUCAAAAGGCAGAACACCAUCAACACCUUCGCGACAGGAUUACAGAUUUCUAGAUUCCCAAAGGUCCAGGCUGAUAGGUGAGAGGAGCAACUUUCAGAGCUGCUAGUUGAUUUAGUUGAAACGUUUUCGCCAGAAAGACGUUUAGCUAAGGAGCCAUGGAGCCUGCAAAGGCAAGAGCCCAGCGGACAAGGCAAGUGCUGCUUUUCUUUGUUUUCCUGGGAGGGUCUUUGGUAUGUUCUAAGACCUGGAGCUAUUCCGUAGCAGAGGAAAUGGAGGUCGGCACAUUUGUAGCCAACGUGGUGAAAGACAUGGGUGUGGAUGUGGAAGACCUGGCUGCACGGGGGGCCAGAGUCAUCUUUGACGACUAUAAACCUUAUUUGCGGUUGGAUCCACGGAAUGGCGACUUGCUCUUAAAUGAGCAGCUGGACCGGGAAGCACUUUGCGAUCUCACAGAGCGAUGUAUAUUGCAUUUCCAGGUGUUAUUUGAAAAUCCCUUGCAAUUUUCUCGGGCUGAGCUUUUGGUCAAAGACAUAAAUGAUCAUACUCCCACGUUCCUAGAAAAGCAUAUACUUCUAAAAAUCUCUGAAGGUACUACUCUAGGAACUUUAUUCCAAAUAGAUAGUGCACAGGACUUGGAUGUGGGAAAGAAUGGUGUUCAAAACUAUACAAUAAGCCCCAAUUCCCAUUUCCAUCUUAAAUUACGAGACAGUGAUGAAGGCAGAAAAUAUCCAGAGUUGGUACUGAACCAAUCCCUGGAUCGAGAAAAGGAGGCUGAGUUUAGUUUAACGUUAACAGCCGUGGAUGGUGGGUCUCCACCCAGGUCUGGGACUACAGUGAUUCACGUUGUGGUCCUGGACAUAAAUGACAAUGCCCCCGAAUUUGAGAAGCCAGUCUAUGAGGUUCAUGUACCUGAGAGCAGCCCUCUGGACUCCUUGAUUGUCAAGGUAUCUGCUACAGAUUUAGAUACAGGAAUAAAUGGAGAGCUGUCUUAUUCAUUUUCCCACAUCUCCAGAGAUGUACGGAAAACAUUUGAAAUCCAUCCAAUUUCUGGCGAAGUCUAUUUAAAAGCACCUCUAGAUUUCGAGAUUAUUCAAUCUUAUAUCAUAAACAUUCAGGCCAUUGACGGUGGGAGCCUUUUUGGAAAAGCAAGCAUUUUAGUUCAGGUUGUAGAUGUGAAUGACAACCCGCCAGAGAUAGCCAUGACAUCUCUUACUAGCCCCAUACCAGAAAACUCUUCACCUGAGAUGGUGGUCGCUGUUUUCAGCAUACGAGACCAAGACGCUGGAGACAAUGGGAGAAUGGUUUGCUCAAUUCAGGACAACAUCCCCUUUCUCUUGAAGCCUACCUUCAAGAAUUUUCACGCUCUGGUAACAGAGGGCCCACUGGACAGAGAGAUCAGAAAUGAAUAUAACAUCACCAUUACCGUGACCGACUUGGGGACACCCAGGUUGAAAACGGAGUACAACAUAACCCUGCUGAUCUCCGACGUCAACGACAACGCCCCCGCGUUCACACAAACCUCCUACACCCUCUUCGUCCGCGAGAACAACAGCCCCGCCCUGCACAUAGGCAGCAUCAGCGCCACAGACAGAGAUUCAGGCACCAACGCACAGGUCACCUACUCGCUGCUGCCGCCCCAGGACACGCACCUGCCCCUCGCCUCCCUGGUCUCCAUCAACGCGGACAACGGACACCUGUUCGCCCUCGGGUCGCUGGACUACGAGGCCCUGCAGGCGUUCGAGUUCCGCGUGGGCGCCACAGACCGCGGCUCCCCGGCGCUGAGCAGCGAGGCGCUGGUGCGCGUGCUGGUGCUGGACGCCAACGACAACUCGCCCUUCGUGCUGUACCCGCUGCAGAACGGCUCCACGCCCUGCACCGAGCUGGUGCCCCGGGCGGCCGAGCCGGGCUACCUGGUGACCAAGGUGGUGGCGGUGGACGGCGACUCGGGCCAGAACGCCUGGCUGUCGUUCCAGCUGCUCAAGGCCACGGAGCCCGGGCUGUUCGGCGUGUGGGCGCACAAUGGCGAGGUGCGCACCGCCAGGCUGCUGAGCGAGCGCGACGCGGCCAAGCACAGGCUGCUGGUGCUGGUCAAGGACAAUGGCGAGCCUCCGCGCUCGGCCACCGCCACGCUGCAAGUGCUCCUGGUGGACGGCUUCUCCCAGCCCUACCUGCCGCUCCCGGAGGCGGCCCCGGCCCCGGCCCAGGCCGACUCGCUCACCGUCUAUCUGGUGGUGGCGUUGGCCUCUGUGUCGUCGCUCUUCCUGUUCUCGGUGCUCCUGUUCGUGGCGGUGCAGCUGUGCAGGAGGAGCAGGACGGCCUCGAUGGGUGGCUGCUCGGUGCCUGAUGGCCCUUUUCCAGGGCAUCUGGUGGACGUGAGCGGCACCGGGACCCUGUCCCAGAGCUACCAGUACGAGGUGUGUCUGUCGGGAGGUUCAGGGACAAAUGAGUUCAAGUUUCUGAAACCUAUAAUUCCCAAUCUGGUGCCCCGGGGAGGCGAAAUGGAGAAAGCCCCACCUUUCUGAAUGGCAUGGAAUUCAAUUAGGAUUCUGAUUAUGAUGCAGAACUUUUAGAAUGAGCAUAUUUCUUUGAAAUCUUUUUUUUUUUUUUUUUUUGAGACGGAGUUUCCCUCUUGUUACCCAGGCUGGAGUGCAAUGGCGCAAUCUUGGCUCACGGCAACCUCCGCCUCCUGGGCUCAGGCAAUUCUCCUGCCUCAGCCUCCUGAGUAGCUGGGAUUACAGGCACGCGCCACCAUGCCCAGCUAAUUUUUUGUAUUUUUAGUAGAGACGGGGUUUCACCAUGUUGACCUGGAUGGUCUCAAUCUCUUGACCUUGUGAUCCACCCGCCUCGGCCUCCCAAAGUGCUGGGAUUACAGGUGUGAGCCACCACGCCCGGCCCUGAAAUCUUAUUCAUUUUUUUUGUUAGGUAGUUUUUCAUUUUGGGUAACUUCAUUUUACUGAAGAGUUUUCAGUAAGGAAUUUAAGUCUAUUUUUUGUUGUUUUUAUUAACUGUGAAAAAAAUGAGCUAGAAUUUGCUUAGUCUUUGUUCCCAAAUGCAACCUCAAAUAAUAUAUUCACAUACACAUUAUUUUUCCUUCAAGUUUAAUGGCACAUUGGGCUCAUUCAUAUUUCUAGGUGUUCUGACUGUGGAUCCUCUAACUGAAACAGUUUUUGCAUGAUUGAGAAUAUUAUUACAGACAUGAUAUGAAUCUAAACAUAAUUGCUUGUUAUCUGGUUAGGUUAGUUUUAAAAAUGUUAUCUUGUUUAAGUUUCUCUUUUAAAAAAAAUCUAUAAUCUUUACAUUCUACUUUUCUGGCAAACGUUGCAGAAAAUUUUUCCUGUACUUAGGGUGUUUUUCCUCCAUAUAUAUAUAUAUAUAUACAGCUCAUGCUCCUUUCUUGUCUGAGAACUUCUCUAUACUACCCAAGAGAAGUGAUCACUAGUGUGAUGCUUAUUCCAUUGUAGGCCUUCUUUUCUCACUUCUCCUUCUCCUCCUCCUUCUCCUUCUUCUCCUCCUCCUCCUCCUCCUCCUUCUUCUUCUGUUUGUUUGCUUGCUUGUUUUAAAGAGAUGGGGUCUUGCCAAGUCACAUGGGCUGGUCUUGGACUCCUUGGCUCCAGUGAUCCUACCACCUCAGCUUCCCAAAGUGUUGGGAUUAUAGGCAUGAGCCCUGAUCAUUUUUUAUUGGUCCUGUGAUAGAUUCUUGAUUUCAGCUAGAAUAGCCACAUUCUCCAAACCCCUAAAUUUGUGAUUGAGAUAUAAUUCAACACUUUUUCCUCUUGAAUAAGUGUUGAGCAUAGGCUGAGGUAGCCAUGUUUAUACUUGUGUAACUGGAAGCUGAGAAUGGUUUCUAGAUAGAAAGAAAAAGAAGGAGAGAAAAUGGAAGGAAAGAGUAAAAGUGAAAGGAGGAGGCAGAAGCCUAGGAAACAGUAGAGACUAAGAUAGCUACUUAGUUCUAGACCUGUCCACCUAAGUCCAGUUCCUCCUAAGUCCCCAGUGUCUAAUUGCUCUUGGGUUCAGAUUCUAUUGCUAAUAGCAAAAUUCUUUUGUUUAACCUGUCUUGAAGGGGAAUUCUUGAAAUUAAAAGAGACUUGAAAGGUA
Callithrix jacchus (white-tufted-ear marmoset) is the source of this 5655-nucleotide messenger RNA. RefSeq names its product protocadherin beta-18. NCBI's taxonomy places the organism in Eukaryota, Metazoa, Chordata, Mammalia, Primates, Cebidae. Gene Ontology annotation, biological process: homophilic cell-cell adhesion. Gene Ontology annotation, cellular component: plasma membrane. The record is from RefSeq and is a predicted model, not a curated record. Gene Ontology annotation, molecular function: calcium ion binding.